AUGGCGACAAAAACAAUUCCUACACGCGCCCACGGGAAACCAGCGCCUACUGGUAUUCCCAACCAAACACUAUAUUGUACCAACCUACCAGACAAGCUUCGAAAGCAUGACCUCCGACUUUCGCUUUACACCCUUUUUUCGACCUACGGCACAGUUCUUGACGUUGUGGCUAUGAAAACCGACAAGAUGCGCGGACAAGCUCAUAUUGUUUUUAAGGAUGUUCAAGCAAGUACACAAGCGAUGCGUUCCCUUCAAGGGUUUGAGUUUUUUGGAAAGCCUAUGAAAAUUGUCUACGCCAAAGGCACAUCCGAUGUCAUCGCCAGGCUUCGUGGAACGUAUAACGCACCCGCGGGUGCUCUAGGACAAGCUCCAGCGGCAUCUACCGAUCUUCAAAAGUCGAUUUUUAGCGGACCUCCAGGGUCAACGGCGUUGCCGCCAAGGCCUGCCGGAGAUGUCAACGGAACAGCCCAGGGAGUCAAGCGGCCUCGUGAGGAGGAGAGUGAUGAAGAAGAAGCACCGAUGGAGGAGGAUAGUGAUGUACCAAUGGAGGCUUCAUCCGAUGAAGACUAA
This is a messenger RNA of Aspergillus ochraceoroseus IBT 24754, 570 nucleotides long. RefSeq names its product U2 snRNP complex subunit MSL1. Gene Ontology annotation, cellular component: U12-type spliceosomal complex. Gene Ontology annotation, molecular function: pre-mRNA intronic binding; U12 snRNA binding. Gene Ontology annotation, biological process: mRNA splicing, via spliceosome. The transcript is spliced from 3 exons. NCBI's taxonomy places the organism in Eukaryota, Fungi, Ascomycota, Eurotiomycetes, Eurotiales, Aspergillaceae. The coding region runs from base 1 to 570 and encodes 189 amino acids. The record is from RefSeq and is a predicted model, not a curated record.